UGGCACCUUAUUCACUCUUUUGAUUCGUCUUCGUCCUACCAUAAACUUUGUCGUCUCUCUCUUCUUCCCCGCUAUAAAUUCAUCGGAAAAGAAAGCCGCCAGCGACAGUUCCCUAGCACCUAAUCCUGUCUCUCUCGCGUUUCUUCGGAUCUCCUCUUUAGCUCACCCGCGAUCUCCCUGCCAGCGCCGGAGUCGGGUUUUCUCAGCCUGUUUCGUUCCUUAUCAGAAGUUUUUGUUCCCUGUCUGCCUGAAGAUUGAAGAUGGAGCCCAUGGAUAUUGUUGGCAAGUCAAAAGAGGACGCCUCACUUCCCAAAGCGACUAUGACCAAAAUUAUUAAAGAGAUGUUACCCCCAGAUGUUCGUGUUGCAAGAGAUGCUCAAGACCUUCUGAUUGAGUGUUGUGUAGAGUUCAUAAAUCUCGUAUCAUCGGAGUCCAACGAAGUUUGUAGCAGAGAGGACAGACGGACAAUCGCACCUGAGCAUGUGCUCAAGGCUUUAGAGGUUCUCGGGUUUGGCGAGUACAUUGAAGAAGUUUAUGCUGCAUACGAGCAACACAAGCUUGAGACCAUGCAGGAUUCUUUAAAGGGUGGCGGCAAGGGGAGCAAUGGAGCCGAAAUGACGGAGGAAGAAGCAGUGGCUGAGCAGCAGAGGAUGUUUGCUGAGGCACGUGCCCGAAUGAAUGGUGGGGCCGCUGGUCCCAAGGAACCGGUAACUGACCCAAGUUUAGAGAGCUAACUUUAGGACCUUUUAGUUCCUUGAACCAUAGGCAAGCAUCCUUGACUCUACAUAAAUGCUGCUAAUCUUUUGUAUCGUGUACAGAAAGUCAUUGGCAAGUGCACUGGCCUAUGUGGAUAUGCUCUUUCCUUUUGUACUUUAUAGUCUAUAUAUGGCUCAUAUUUUAUACCUUAAUGGCUUAAUGUAAUUAGUGACAGUUUCGCAGACUCCUUUCGCUUUAAAUCUUAAUAUAUGUAGUGAAUGUUAUUGUCAUUUGCAUUCCA
Tripterygium wilfordii is the source of this 997-nucleotide messenger RNA. RefSeq names its product protein Dr1 homolog. The record is from RefSeq and is a predicted model, not a curated record. The transcript is spliced from 6 exons. Gene Ontology annotation, molecular function: protein heterodimerization activity. Lineage: Eukaryota; Viridiplantae; Streptophyta; Magnoliopsida; Celastrales; Celastraceae. The coding region runs from base 261 to 734 and encodes 157 amino acids.